GAGGAAGUGGCGGGGCAGGACUGGGGAUAGACAGUCAGCCAUUGCUGUGUGUCGUGGCUGUGAGCAAAAUACGAAGACAGGAAAGAAGACAUACUACGGUCUCUCAAGUUGCGGGAAGCAAUUUUAGUUGUGUCCAAAGGAAAACUUAAGGCGUCUAAUCCAUCUGCGUAUAGAUAAAAGGUGAAUUAUUUGGACAAAUCACUGCAUGCAACAACAUUAGUUAUUUCAGCUCUUUGUAAUUGACGAGAUUUGGAUAUGUCCUUCAUAUUUGAUUGGAUUUAUAGUGGUUUCAGUAGUGUACUGCAGUUUCUAGGGCUGUAUAAGAAAUCAGGCAAAUUAGUAUUUCUUGGCCUGGACAAUGCUGGCAAGACCACGCUACUGCAUAUGCUUAAAGAUGACAGACUGGGUCAGCAUGUACCAACCUUGCAUCCUACUUCAGAAGAGCUGACGAUUGCUGGUAUGACCUUCACCACCUUUGACCUUGGAGGGCAUGCACAGGCACGAAGAGUGUGGAAAAACUACCUCCCAGCCAUCAACGGCAUUGUGUUUCUCGUCGACUGUGUAGACCACUCUAGACUGGCCGAAUCCAAAACGGAACUUGAUGCACUAAUGACAGACGAAACUAUUGGAAAUGUGCCUAUCUUGAUCCUUGGCAACAAGAUUGAUAAGCCAGAGGCAAUUAGUGAGGAGAAACUGCGCGAAUUGUUUGGGUUGUAUGGCCAGACAACAGGCAAGGGUAAUAUUCCCCUGAAGGAACUGAAUACGAGACCACUGGAAGUGUUUAUGUGCAGUGUGCUAAAGAGACAGGGCUACGGGGAGGGCUUCCGCUGGCUUUCCCAGUACAUUGACUAGUGGCCCUUCUACAAGGCGGUGCACUAUGAUCCAUCUAACCAACUACACACUCAGCCCUGUGUUUGGUUCUAAAGCCUGCCUUUGCUCCUCAAAAGACAUGUGACAGCAGCAACCCAGUACAACUUGAUUCAGAUAGAUUUUCUUUGGGUGGACAGUUAAUGUGUUUUCAAGUACACCUUUUUCUAAAAGAAUAAUAGCAGUGAUGCUGAGUUAAGUCCAAACUCAUGACAUUCUUCAUUAAUUUUACAUUUCAUUUGACAUUCUUUUUCCUCUGUGAUGUGUGGGGAAAAUGCAAAUGAUUGUUGCGCUAUUGGCAGCCCCAGUUUCAAACUAAAUAUAAAGGACUUGUUUCACACCAUUGUUUCAUUAUGGUCAUCAUGUUUCCUGGUUUCUUCUUUCAUUGUUAUUUUAAAAUUAUGCGCAUCUCUGAAGAUCAUAAGUAUGUAAACACAGAGUCUUGGUUUACUCUAGGUAAUGGUGUGCCUGAUGACCAUAAGCAUGUACUUUGUCACUCUAGUCAUUUUGAAUUUUUUUAACUGGCUGGCUAACCCUUCUAAGACAUGGGAUUGAAAUCCUAUAGCUGACUCAUUCCUAGAGCCUGUUCAUUGGAGUUCAAUGAUUGUUUGUUUUUUUGGAAGUUCAGGUUGAGAGCUAAGAAGAGAAAUGUAGAUGGCAGACUAUUAGGGUGAAGAGAAAUAAUUGCAAAUUAAUGUCUGACAUUUAUAUGAGUGGAGGUAGCCAACAAGUGUGUGGGUUUUUUGGGGUUGUUUUUUUUUUGGCAUAAGCGCAUAGAUGUGAAAACAUUGGAAGAAGAAAAGAUUUUGACACACCACUCAUUUUGUAGACAAAUUUACGUUGAGUGUCGGACAAGAAGCAAAAUGUGACCGUUCAUAAAAGUAUCACCAAUUCAUCUGGUAGUAUGGCCUGUAUAUCAAUUUUUAUAAGUGGUGUUUAAAAUAGUUCUGGCUUUGAUCAUUGUACAUUACAUAAAAAUAACUAUUAUGCAUGCCUUGUUCCUUGAUUUUUAAUGAACACACUUGUGAAAAAAUCCAAAACAAGGAAAACCAAAUUAACAUAAACAGUUGAGAACAGUCCUAGAUCUUUUUUGUUUAUUUUGGUUUGAUUUAGACAUUUAUGCAAAAUGGAAUGGCACAUUAAUUUUUAUCCUGUUCUGUUCUUUUGUAUAUCAUUCCAUGAGCUGUUCCACAUGAGGGACUACACAUGUUUGCAUCAUAAAUUGUAAUAAAUGUUUGCAAUUAAAACAGGA
Messenger RNA from Electrophorus electricus (electric eel), 2119 nucleotides. NCBI's taxonomy places the organism in Eukaryota, Metazoa, Chordata, Actinopteri, Gymnotiformes, Gymnotidae. The record is from RefSeq and is a predicted model, not a curated record.